AAAAAAAAAAAAACCCUCCUGGACUUGCUUAAAAUAUAGCCUGUUCCUGCUUGUGCUCCAAGGAAAAACCACGCUGUAGCUGCGUUUGAGGGGACAACGGUACAUGGCAACGCCGUAGCAAGAUUGGACUGCGGGGCCAUCGCGGUGGUGCCUGCAGUCAUAGCCUGCUUUAGCAACAUCUCUCAGUCCUGUCUAUGCCAACAGAUGAGUCAUGUUUUAAUUGUAUUAAGGAACUAAAUUUAUUGUAUCUAGAUCCCCCAAAACAUGAGUGUUCACAGUAUAGAUGAGAAUCGUAGUGACUCCCUCAAUAUUGCAGUCAGGAGGCUUUUCAUAGCUGCUGUCCCAGGGAUGUAAUGAGGUCGUGCUGAUAAACUGCAUAGUUCUCAGGCAGGAUAAGGAAUGAUCUUUUGUUGCUUAAGUAUCCAGCAAGCAGCAGUUAACAUUCCUGCCUCAGUGAGUUAGACAGAUACUGUCUUCAUUAUCGGUUAGCCAGGUUGUGACAUCCUUGAUGUCUGUUAAUCAUGGGACUGCAAACACAAAAAAUGUGUUUAAGCUCCUAUGACUGUUGUGGAAUGGAUGCAUGAUAGUGGCAUGUGCACUUGAUUUUGUUUUUCCCAACCAGGGACUGGAAAACUCUCAGGAGAGCAUCUUACUCUUCUGAUGUUUUUUCAUAUUACUGUAUAGUUUAGUGUCUAAAUCCAGCAAGAUCUGGCUUAUGGUAAAGUUUUGAAUUUUCUAUUGAAGUUAUUGGGGUUGUCCAUAAACUGCUCAGGGAGAAAGAGACCCUAAGGCUACCUCAUUCACUGCAUGAUUUUGAAUCAACAUCUAUAUAUUCUCCUUUCUGUUCCCUUACUUUUCCUCUUUUUUCCUCCUUAUGUAUAUCUGAAUUCUGCCCUUGUUCUGAGACUAGAUGACUCCUUCCUUGGUCUCUCAUUGUACUUCCAAAAAGCAGAUAGCAAGAUAAUUGACUGCAGAUAUUAUAGAAUAACUAUGAUUUUAUUCCAAAGCAGUGGCCUCACAGGGUAAUUACACUGAAAUAGCUGUAAGGAUUAGCUAUUCUGCAGUAGCGAUAUCCAUAAAUUGCCCUUACGUAAGCAAGGCCAGUGAAGCAUUAUUGAAAUCGUGGGGUGGGGCAAUGUCAAUGCAAGGAGCAGGAAGGAGGUUUGAGUAUCUGUAUGGAGGUCCAAGUACUGCCAUGACUCACUUCACGUUUAUUAAAUCUGGUUUAUAUAAUAUUCUCUUAGCACAUCUUAGCACUGAAUUGUCAUUGUACUUUCCUAUUCCUGCUCUAUCAGUUCUCUUUUGGCUGCAGAUAGAAAAGUCCUAAACAGCUAUCUUCAGCUAACCCGUCAACAACUCCCUCUAACGAGGAAUAUUAGUAGCCAGUUAACAUUGUGAAACGCUGCUUUGGAGUUACUCAUAAGUUGUGAAUGUUUGCACCAGGCCAUCUCAUAGCUGAGGUGACUCAUUUCAUAAGAUUUCUCCUGCAGGCCUGAGCCUCACAUGCAGGUAGAAUAAGGCUCUGUUCUGUUUGCUUACCUUGAGGGGCUGCUAUAUCCUCCAGGACAAGAGAACAGACAAGUUGCACAGUUUUGUACCGUGUUACUGGAUUUCUUGAUAGCUUUCUUAAAAGAAACAAAGUAUUUGGCAAUCUAUUAUUUCUGUAAGUAACGCUUCAAUAGAUGGUCUUUCUUCCUCAGUGUGCUUUCUGCACACUUAAUAUAGUAGAUUUGGGGGCCAGAAGAGAUAAUUAGAUCUUUUAGUCUGGUCUUUAUGUAACACAGGAAUAUAAUUUAAUCUAAUGCAUCUUCAAACAGUGAGGAAUUUUAGGAGUUAUAUUGUUGCUCAGCCCUUACAACACUGGAGUCCAAAUGCCAAUCUCUGAACUUGCCAAUCCACGUUCUGUAUCUUAAGGACACAGUGGCAAAUUGUGAUAUAUAAAUUCCCAGGCUUUUUGCAGGCCUAUUAGAAACUGGCUUCAUAGACUGCUCUGGAGACAUUACCAAGCCCUUCUCCCUGUAUGCCUCACUGUAAUGGAUGUUGCCACAUGUCUGAAGGCAGAGCAGAAGAGGAUGAAAGCUGAGUGCUGUCUGCAGGCUACCGACUGAACCAUUCUGGCCAGUAAACACAUCCUUUUUAAAAAACACUCAAAACUUGAAGAGAUAAAGAAUCCACACUUCUCUUCCUCUGAGCCUUUGUCAUGUUUAUUUUCCUUCUAAGCGAACCAAGCUGGACUAUUUUUCAGAUAAUUUUUGUGCCUUUUGGAGAGGCAUAGUUCUGGAGUCAAGGGUGGCACCAGACUGCAUACCCCACACGGUCACAUGUUACAAGGGCCUGUAAGACUGUGCGAUGACUCAAGGCUGAUUUAUGUGUUUUCCAUUAUCGUCCUUUGUGGACGCAGCUGCCAAGUCUGCACAGUACUGUUCAGCUGGGAAGCUAAUAAACUCAUUGCCAUCUUUCUCCAUCAAGACAUUACAGACUGCAGUAAGCUUUCAUAAAUGAAAGAGGACUUUUUUGUUGUCUGCCUGCCUUGAAAGUAUUUCCUGAGAUUCAGGUUACAUGGCUUUUCCCUAGACUGUUGAAGCACCAGGAUCUGCUUACUUAACGUUCUUGCAUACUGAUGUAGUGAAUCUAGGAGACCUCUCAGGCCGUAAAAGCGACAUCGCCGGAAUGUGUGAAGAGGCUCAAACCUACGUGCUGAGAGCAGUUCAUAAAGCGACACUGCCCAGGUCCAUCCCGGAGGAGUCACAGAGACUCUUCAUGACAAGUCCAUUUCUGUCAGUCCAGAGAGUUCCUGGGCAUCUUCCUAUAAAAGCUGGCCAGCAGAACACCCACACCAAAGUCAGCACAGAACACAACAAGGAAUGUCUCAUAAACAUUUCCAAGUACAAGUUUUCCCUGGUUAUAAGUGGUCUCACCAAUAUCUUAAAAAAUGUUAAUAACAUGAGAAUAUUUGGUGAAACUGCUGAAAAGAACUUAUAUUUAUCUCAGCUGAUUAUCUUGGAUACACUGGAAAAAUGUCUGGCAGGGCAACCGAAGGAUACCAUGCGACUAGAUGAGACUAUGCUGGUAAAACAGUUGCUGCCAGAAAUCUGCCACUUCAUCCACACUUACCGUGAAGGGAACCAGCAUGCAGCUGAACUACGCAAUUCGGCCUCUGGAGUUCUUUUUUCUCUUAGCUGCAAUAAUUUUAAUGCUGUGUUCAGCCGCAUUUCCACCAGAUUACAGGAACUGACUGUAUGUUCAGAAGAUAAUGCUGAUGUUCAUGAUAUUGAACUUUUACAGUACAUCAGUGUGGAUUGUUCAAAACUAAAACGACUCUUGCAAGAGACAGUAUUCAAGUUUAAAGCCCUAAAAAAAGUAGCGCAGUUAGCUGUUAUCAACAGUCUUGAAAAGGCAUUUUGGAAUUGGGUGGAAAACUAUCCUGAUGAAUUCACAAAGCUAUAUCAAACACCGCAGACUGAUAUGGCUGAUUGUGCAGAGAAGUUGUUUGACUUAGUGGAUGGCUUUGCUGAAAGCACAAAACGUAAAGCAGCAGUUUGGCCUCUGCAAAUCAUACUCCUAGUCCUGUGCCCAGAGAUAAUCCAAGAUAUAGCAAAGGAUGUUGUAGAAGAAACUAAAAUGAACAAGAAACUGUUCCUGGACAAUCUCAGGAAAGCCCUUGCAGGCCAUAGUGGGAGCAGACAGCUGACUGAAAGUGCUGCUAUUGCUUGUGUUAAACUGUGCAAAGCAUCUACCUACAUCAACUGGGAAGAUAAUUCUGUCAUUUUCCUACUAGUGCAGUCCAUGGUAGUAGAUCUUAAGAAUUUGCUGUUUAAUCCAAGCAAACCUUUCUCAAGAGGCAAUCAAAAUGCAGAUGUAGACCUUAUGAUUGACUGUUUAGUUUCCUGCUUCCGAAUAAACCCUCGCAACAACCAACACUUUAAGAUCUGCUUGGCACAGAAUUCCCCAUCGACGUUUCAUUAUGUACUGGUAAACUCGCUCCAUCGAAUAAUCACAAAUUCUGCAUUGGACUGGUGGCCCAAGAUUGAUGCUGUGUACUGUCAUUCCAUGGAGCUUCGCAGCAUGUUUAGUGAGACGCUUCAUAAAGCUAUUCAAGGUUGUGGGGCACAUCCAGCAAUUCGCAUGACACCGAGUCUCACAUUUAAAGAGAAAAUGACAAGCCUUAAAUUUAAAGAAAAACCUACAGAUUUGGAAACCAGAAGCUACAAGUUCUUGCUGUUGUCCUUGGUAAAACUGAUCCAUGCCGAUCCAAAGCUUUUGCUCUGUAAUCCAAGGAAGCAAGGGCCUGAGACGCAAGGGAGCACUGCUGAAUUGAUUACAGGCCUUGUACAACUUGUUCCACAAUCCAGCAUGCCAGAUAUAGCACAAGAAGCCAUGGAGGCCUUGCUAGUUCUUCACCAAUUAGACAGCAUCGACUUGUGGAAUCCUGAUGCUCCUAUAGAAACGUUCUGGGAAAUUAGUUCACAAAUGCUUUUUUAUAUCUGCAAGAAACUAACUAGUCAUCAGAUGCUCAGCAGUACAGAAAUCCUCAAGUGGCUGAGAGAAAUUCUCAUUUGUAGGAAUAAGUUUCUUCUAAAGAACAAACAAUCAGAUAGGAGUUCCUGUCAUUUUCUCUUCCUUUAUGAUGUCUCUGGAGGUGGAACUAGUCAAAUAUCUCUUGACCACGAAGAGAUGAUACGUUGUGCUACAGGAGCUACACUCAGGAAAGGGAAAGGAAAUUCUUCUAUAGAAAGUGCAGCAGGAUGCAGUGGAACGCCUAUUUGUCGCCAAGCCCAAACAAAAUUGGAAGUCGCCCUAUACAUGUUUUUGUGGAGCCCUGAUAUUGAGGCAGUCCUUGUUGCAAUGUCCUGUUUCCGUCACCUCUGUGAGGAAGCAGAUAUCAGAUGUGGAGUAGAUGAAGUCUCGGUUCAUAAUUUUUUGCCAAACUACAACACUUUCAUGGAAUUUGCAUCUGUUAGCAAUAUGAUGUCAACAGGGAGAGCAGCUCUUCAGAAAAGAGUGAUGGCUUUAUUGAGACGCAUUGAACAUCCAACUGCGGGCAACACAGAGGCCUGGGAGGAUACACAUGCAAAAUGGGAACAAGCUACAAAACUAAUCCUCAAUUAUCCAAAGACCAAAAUGGAAGAUGGGCAGGUUACUGAAAGUCUUCAUAAGACAAUUGUUAAGAGACGAAUGUCGCAUGUUAGCGGGGGUGGCUCCAUAGACUUGUCUGACACUGAUUCUCUUCAGGAGUGGAUCAACAUGACAGGGUUUUUAUGUGCUCUUGGAGGAGUGUGCCUACAGCAUCGUAGCAAUGCGGGAUUAGCAACCUACAGUCCACCUAUGGGCCCAGUCAAUGAGCGUAAGGGCUCCAUGAUAUCUAUGGUGUCCACUGAGGGAAACACAGACACUCCUGUGAGCAAAUUCAUAGAUCGGUUAUUGACUCUGAUGGUCUGUAACCAUGAGAAAGUGGGACUUCAAAUACGGACUAAUAUUAAAGAUCUAGUGGGCUUGGAACUGAGUCCAGCACUUUAUCCAAUGCUGUUUAACAAAUUGAAGAACACCAUCAGCAAGUUUUUUGAUUCUCAAGGGCAGGUUUUGUUAACUGAGACCAACACACAAUUUGUAGAGCAAACCAUUGCUAUAAUGAAGAAUUUGCUCGAUAAUCAUACAGAAGGGAGUUCAGAACAUCUUGGACAAGCUAGUAUUGAGACAAUGAUGCUGAAUCUGGUUAGAUAUGUGCGUGUACUUGGAAAUUUGGUACAUGCAAUUCAAAUAAAAACUAAGCUCUGUCAGUUAGUAGAAGUAAUGAUGGAGAGGAGAGAUGACCUGUCAUUUUGCCAAGAAAUGAAGUUUAGGAACAAAAUGGUGGAAUAUUUGACAGACUGGGUUAUGGGAACAUCUAAUCAAGCAACGGAUGAAGAUGUAAAAUGCCUGACAAGAGACUUGGACCAAGCAAGUAUGGAAGCAGUGGUUUCUCUUCUUGCUGGGCUUCCCCUGCAACCUGAAGAGGGAGAUGGUGUUGAGUUGAUGGAAGCCAAAUCCCAGUUAUUUCUUAAAUAUUUCACUCUGUUUAUGAACCUUCUAAAUGACUGUAGUGAAGUUGAAGAUGAAAGCGCACAAACAGGUGGCAGGAAACGUGGUAUGUCUCGAAGACUGGCUUCGCUGCGGCACUGCACUGUUCUUGCUAUGUCAAACUUGCUCAAUGCAAAUGUGGACAGUGGCCUUAUGCACUCAAUAGGCUUGGGCUAUCAUAAAGAUCUCCAGACAAGAGCUACAUUCAUGGAAGUCCUCACUAAAAUUCUGCAGCAGGGAACAGAAUUUGAUACAUUAGCAGAAACUGUGCUAGCAGAUCGGUUUGAGAGAUUGGUGGAGCUGGUUACAAUGAUGGGUGAUCAGGGGGAGCUUCCUAUUGCUAUGGCUUUAGCCAAUGUGGUGCCUUGUUCUCAGUGGGAUGAGCUAGCUCGUGUCCUGGUCACGCUCUUUGAUUCCCGGCACUUACUCUACCAGCUACUUUGGAAUAUGUUUUCAAAGGAAGUUGAACUAGCAGAUUCCAUGCAGACACUCUUCCGAGGAAAUAGCUUAGCCAGUAAAAUAAUGACUUUCUGUUUUAAGGUAUAUGGUGCUACGUAUUUGCAGAAGCUUUUGGAGCCUUUAUUAAGGACGGUGAUCACCUCCUCAGAAUGGCAGCAUGUUAGCUUUGAGGUGGAUCCUACAAGGCUGGAGCCUACAGAAAGCCUUGAAGAGAACCAGCGGAGUCUUUUGCAAAUGACAGAAAAAUUUUUUCAUGCAAUCAUUAAUUCUUCUUUGGAAUUCCCACCACAACUUCGCAGUGUGUGCCAUUGUUUGUACCAGGCAACUUGCCACUCUCUACUGAAUAAAGCUACCGUAAAAGAAAAAAAGGAAAACAAAAAAUCAGUUGUUAGCCAGCGGUUUCCUCAGAACAGCAUUGGAGCGGUCGGAAGCGCUAUGUUCCUGCGGUUCAUCAACCCUGCCAUCGUCUCCCCUUACGAGGCAGGGAUUUUAGACAAAAAGCCUCCACCAAGAAUUGAAAGGGGGUUGAAACUGAUGUCAAAGAUACUUCAGAGCAUUGCCAACCACGUCCUCUUUACGAAAGAAGAACACAUGCGGCCUUUUAAUGAUUUUGUCAAAAGUAAUUUUGAUGCAGCACGAAGGUUUUUCCUUGAUAUUGCAUCUGAUUGCCCAGCUAGCGACACUGUCAACCACAGCCUGUCUUUCAUCAGUGAUGGCAACGUGCUUGCUCUGCACCGACUACUGUGGAACAAUCAGGAGAAAAUUGGCCAGUACCUUUCCAGCAACAGGGACCACAAGGCUGUUGGAAGAAGACCUUUUGACAAAAUGGCUACUCUUCUUGCCUAUCUGGGUCCUCCGGAGCACAAACCUGUGGCAGACACCCAUUGGUCCAGUUUAAAUCUCACUAGUUCCAAAUUUGAAGAAUUUAUGACAAGGCAUCAGGUACAUGAAAAAGAGGAGUUCAAAGCACUGAAAACGUUAAAUAUUUUCUACCAAGCUGGGACAUCGAAAGCUGGCAAUCCUGUUUUCUACUACAUUGCUCGGCGAUUCAAGACUGGUCAGAUCAAUGGGGAUUUACUGAUAUACCAUGUCCUGCUAACUCUGAAGCCAUACUAUGCAAAGCCAUAUGAAAUUGUAGUGGACCUCACACACGCUGGCCCCAGUAAUCGUUUUAAAACAGACUUUCUUUCUAAAUGGUUUGUAGUUUUUCCAGGCUUUGCUUAUGAAAAUGUCUCAGCAGUUUUUAUUUAUAACUGCAAUUCUUGGGUCAGAGAAUACACCAAAUACCAUGAAAGGCUCCUGACAGGUUUAAAAGGAAGCAAAAGACUUAUUUUCAUAGACUCUCCAGGGAAAUUGGCAGAGCACAUUGAACAUGACCAGCAGAAACUCCCAGCAGCUACCUUGGCUUUGGAGGAGGACUUGAAAGUGUUUCACAACGCUCUCAAACUGGCUCACAAAGACACCAAAGUUUCUAUUAAAGUUGGAUCUACAGCUGUGCAGGUGACAUCAGCAGAACGAACAAGAGUCCUGGGACAAACAGUAUUUUUAAACGAUAUUUACUAUGCCUCAGAAAUUGAGGAAAUAUGUCUUGUUGAUGAGAACCAGUUUACCUUGACCAUUGCCAACCAAGGCACGCCACUGACUUUCAUGCAUCAGGAGUGUGAAGCCAUUGUUCGGUCCAUCAUUCAUAUACGGACACGGUGGGAGUUGUCGCAACCGGACUCCAUCCCGCAGCAUACUAAAAUUCGCCCUAAGGAUGUUCCUGGAACACUACUGAACAUAGCACUGCUCAACCUGGGAAGUUCAGACCCCAGUUUGCGGUCUGCUGCCUAUAAUCUUCUGUGUGCCUUAACCUGUACUUUCAAUUUAAAGAUUGAGGGCCAGUUACUGGAAACUUCAGGUCUGUGUAUUCCUGCCAACAACACCCUCUUUAUUGUGUCUAUUAGUAAAACUCUUGCAGCUAAUGAGCCACACCUUACCUUAGAGUUCUUGGAAGAGUGUAUUUCUGGAUUUAGCAAAUCUAGUAUUGAACUGAAACAUCUUUGUCUGGAGUACAUGACUCCCUGGUUAUCAAAUCUAGUCCGAUUCUGUAAACACAAUGAUGAUGCCAAGCGCCAGCGAGUCACUGCUAUCCUUGAUAAGCUUAUAACAAUGACUAUAAAUGAAAAGCAGAUGUAUCCUUCCAUUCAAGCUAAGAUAUGGGGAAGUCUUGGACAGAUAACAGAUCUGCUUGAUGUAGUGCUGGACAGUUUCAUCAAAACUAGUGCCACAGGAGGGUUAGGAUCCAUAAAAGCUGAGGUUAUGGCAGACACAGCUGUAGCUCUUGCUUCUGGAAAUGUGAAAUUGGUUUCGAGCAAAGUAAUUGGAAGGAUGUGUAAAAUAAUCGACAAGACCUGUUUGUCUCCAACUCCUACGUUAGAGCAGCACCUAAUGUGGGAUGAUAUUGCUAUUCUAGCACGUUACAUGCUGAUGCUCUCCUUUAACAAUUCUCUGGAUGUGGCGGCACAUCUCCCCUACCUCUUCCAUGUGGUCACUUUAUUGGUGGCUACUGGUCCCCUUUCUCUCAGAGCUUCCACUCAUGGUCUGGUUAUCAACAUCAUCCAUUCUCUGUGCACUUGUUCACAGCUUCACUUUAGUGAGGAGACCAAGCAAGUGUUAAGGCUGAGUUUGACCGAGUUCUCUCUGCCCAAAUUUUAUUUGCUGUUUGGAAUCAGCAAAGUGAAAUCAGCAGCAGUCAUUGCCUUCCGAUCCAGCUACCGAGAUAGGUCAUUUUCACCCGGUUCCUACGAAAGGGAGACUUUCGCACUGACUUCGCUGGAAACAGUUACUGAAGCUUUGUUGGAGAUCAUGGAGGCUUGUAUGAGAGAUAUUCCAACGUGCAAGUGGCUGGACCAGUGGACUGAGCUAGCUCAAAAGUUUGCAUUCCAAUAUAAUCCAUCCCUGCAGCCAAGAGCACUUGUUGUCUUUGGCUGUAUAAGUAAACGUGUGUCUCAUGGACAAAUAAAACAAAUAAUCCGAAUUCUUAGCAAGGGACUUGAGAGCUGUUUAAAAGGCCCUGAUAAUUACAACAGCCAAGUUCUAAUAGAAGCUACGGUUAUAGCACUCACCAAGCUGCAGCCUCUUCUUAAUAAGGACUCUCCUAUGCACAAGGCCCUCUUUUGGGUAGCUAUGGCAGUACUUCAGCUAGACGAAGUAAACCUGUAUUCAGCAGGUACAGCGCUACUUGAACAGAAUUUGCAUACCUUGGAUAGCCUUCGGGUAUUCAAUGAUAAGAGCCCAGAAGAGGUGUUUAUGGAGAUCAGGAGACCACUGGAAUGGCACUGUAAGCAGAUGGAUCACUUUGUUGGGCUAAAUUUCAACUCCAACUUUAAUUUUGCGCUAGUGGGACACCUUCUGAAAGGGUACAGGCAUCCUUCUCCUACUACUGUAGCAAGAACUGUAAGGAUUUUACAUACACUACUAGCCCUGGUUAACAAACAUAGGAAUUGUGACAAGUUUGAGGUGAACACCCAAAGUGUGGCUUACCUAGCAGCUUUGCUGACAGUAUCUGAGGAAGUUCGAAGUCGCUGCAGCCUAAAGCAUAGGAAGUCUCUCUUGUUGACAGAUGUUUCAAUGGAAAAUGUUCCUAUGGAUACAUAUCCCAUACAUCACAGUGACACUAGCUAUAGGACACUAAAGGAAAAUCAACCAUGGUCAUCACCAAAGGGGUCAGAAAGACAUCUGGCUGCCAGUUACCCGACAGUGGGACAGAUAAGCCCUCGAACACGAAAAUCCAUGAGUUUGGAUAUGGGGCAGCCUUCACAAGCCAACACUAAAAAGCUUCUAGGUACAAGGAAAAGUUUUGACCAUUUGAUAUCGGACACAAAGGCUCCUAAAAGGCAAGACAUGGAAUCUGGAAUCACAACGCCCCCCAAAAUGAGGAGAGUAGCCGAAAAUGAUUAUGAAAUGGAAACCCAGAGAAUAUCACCGCAGCAACACCCACAUCUACGAAAAGUUUCUGUUUCUGAAUCAAAUGUCCUCCUAGAUGAAGAAGUUCUGACUGACCCAAAAAUUCAAGCACUCCUGCUUACAGUUCUUGCAACGUUAGUGAAGUACACUACUGAUGAAUUUGACCAGCGAAUUCUUUACGAGUAUUUAGCAGAAGCCAGUGUUGUCUUCCCAAAGGUCUUUCCUGUUGUGCAUAAUUUAUUGGAUUCCAAGAUCAAUACCCUUUUAUCACUGUGCCAGGAUCCAAAUUUGUUGAAUCCAAUUCAUGGGAUUGUUCAGAGUGUUGUCUACCAUGAAGAGUCUCCACCCCAAUACCAAACUUCUUAUCUACAAAGUUUUGGGUUUAAUGGGUUAUGGAGGUUUGCUGGCCCAUUUUCUAAGCAAACACAGAUCCCAGACUAUGCUGAGCUCAUAGUAAAGUUUCUUGAUGCCUUGAUUGACACGUAUUUGCCUGGAAUUGAUGAGGAAACCAGUGAAGAAUCUCUCCUGACACCCACAUCUCCGUAUCCUCCUGCAGUGCAGAGCCAGCUUAGCAUUACUGCUAACCUUAACCUUUCCAAUUCCAUGACCUCUCUCGCAACGUCCCAGCACUCCCCAGGGAUUGACAAGGAGAACGUGGAGCUCUCGCCCACCACCGGACACUCCAACAGCGGGAGGAUGCGCCACGGCUCCGCAAGCCAAGUGCAAAAGCAGCGAAGCGCCGGCAGUUUCAAACGUCAUAGCAUUAAAAAGAUUGUGUGAAGCUUUUCUUUCUUUCUUUCUUUCU
This is a messenger RNA of Struthio camelus australis, 11269 nucleotides long. Lineage: Eukaryota; Metazoa; Chordata; Aves; Struthioniformes; Struthionidae. The record is from RefSeq and is a predicted model, not a curated record.